CCGGGUCGGGAGUGAGGAGCACCGUCUCUCCCCCAGGCCACGCCAGCAAGACGCUGCCCUCGUCGCCCAGCAAGGCCUGGGGGGGACCGAGCCGCGCCAAGAUGUCCCUGACGGGCACCAGCAAGUCGCCCCCCUCAGUGCAGAGCCUGGCCAUGCGGCUGCUCAGCCUGCCUGGCGCCCGCCUGCCCCCAGAGGGGGGGCCCUUGGGGGAGCCCUCACCCCCCGCCCCCCCAGACCCCAAGCCCAAGGUCCACCGGGCCCGCAAGACCAUGGCCAAGCCCAGCAACGGACAGGUCCCCGAAAAGCGAGUCUCUGAGAUGCUGCAUUUCCGAGUCUCUGACGACCUGCGAAGCAUCGAGGAGCCAGAGCCGGCCAAGCGGCAGAAGCUGGACUACAGGACGGAUUUGAUUCACAAGCGGCUCCCGUCCUCCCUGCACAGAUCCAGCCCCCGGGCCAGCACCGAGAUCACGGUGACAGAGGAAAUGGCGGCUCCGCCCAGCGAGUCCCGCCCCCUGGGGGACCCCUCGGGGGCCCGGGGUGUGGGGGGGUCCCUGGAGGAGUGGGAGACUGAGGUGGGCGAGGACUUCAGCCUUUUCUACGACAGCUACUCCGUGGACGAGCAUGGUGACUCGGACAGCAAGUCGGAGGCCGACAGGGCAGGGGAACAAAUGAGUGAGGAAGAGGAAGAGGAGGAGGAGGAGGAGGAGGAAGAAGAGGAUGAAGAUGACGAAGAAUCUGGGACCAUGUCAGACAGGAGCGCCUCCAGCACCAAGCGCAAAGCCAAGAAGCGCUGGAAAAACGACAGUCCCUGGGUCAAACCAUCCCGCAAACGCAAGAGGAAGGAGGCUCGGCCCAAGGACGGGCGAGGUGUCAACGGGGUCCCUGCGGCUGGGCACAGCGAGUACACAGAGGUGCCACUGGGGUGUCUGGAGCUGCCCGGCGAGGGGGCGCUGUCCCCCAACAAUGCAGGCGUGUCCAAUGAGACGAGCUCGCUGGAGACCGAGCGCUUCGAGGAGCUGCCCCUCUGCUCCUGCCGCAUGGAGGCCCCCAAGAUUGAGCGGCUCAGUGAGGCCGCGCGCAGCCACUGCAUGGCCACCGAGAGCGCUGAUGGGGAGCUGAGCGGCUGCGGCUCCAGCGUGCUGAAGCGGGAGACCAUGCGCCCGUCCAGCCGGGUGCCCCUCAUGGUUCUGUGCGAGUCCCAUCGUGCCCGGAUGGUGAAACACCACUGCUGUCCCGGCUGCGGGCACUUCUGCACAGCCGGCACCUUUCUGGAGUGCCACCCCGACCUGCGGGUGACCCACCGCUUCCACAAGGGCUGCGUGUCCCAGCUCAACGGGCUGAUCUUCUGCCCGCACUGCGGGGAGGACGCCUCGGAGGCCCAGGAAAUCACCAUCGCCCGGGCCGACACCUCCACCCCUGCCCCCCCGCCCCCUGGCCAGGAGCCCCCCGAGGCCCCCGGCCGCGCUGACACCACCCAGCCCAGUGCCCGGAUGCGGGGGAAGGGCGAGGGACGCCUGGUGCCCCAGGACUCACUGGCUGACGGGAUCGACAGCUCCGGGGGGCCCGUGCUGACCCUGCCGUCGGGCGCCGCCAUCUCGCCGCUGGGGCUGGGCCCGGGGCCGGGUCGCGAGCAGCUCGAGAAGGCCUUGAUCGUGCAGGAGGCUGAGAGGCGGAAGAAGCUGCGUUCCAGCCCGCCAGCCUCUAUCCUCUCCGUCAAGCAGGGCGAGCUGCAGAAGUGCGUGCUGAUGCUCGACUGGGCGGCCCAGAGCGGGAAACGUGGGGGGGCGCGGGAGAUCGGGGUGGGAUUGAUCGAAACCUGGACCUCUUACUUCCAGCAGUACGAACAUCCCGGAGAGACAACGCCACCCAACUGCAUGCUGACGCUGUCCACGUGGCACAAGACGCGGCGGACGCCACUACAUGGAGCCUGUCCGUGUGAUGCAGAAACCAGGUGGAGGAUCCCGGCGCGAGUAACUUGCCGCCGGGGCGGCUGGCGUCUACAGCAGGGAGGAGGUGGUUCAACCUGCUCCAUCCGCAGCCAAGUGCGGGAACCUGCCAUGGUCUCUCUCUGCUGGCCACGGGGCAGUGUGGACGUCAACGCCCAGGAUAACGGCGGCUGGACCCCCAUCAUCAUUGGGCCGCAGAGCUACAAUGCACAUCGUAUGACCGUGCGAUUGCGUGACCCGCCCGGCGCGACGUUACACCUGACAGACAACGAAGAACAUCUGCCGCACUGGGCCUCCUUCACGGGCAGCGCGGAGAUCGCCGAGGUCCUGCUGAACGCAACAGUGCGACCUGCACGCAGUAACUGCCACGGGGACACGCCACUGCACAUCGUGCCCGCGAGAGCUACCAUGACCUGCGUCAUGCUGUUUCUGUCGCGAGGGGCUGACCCCGAGGUGCGGAACAAGGAGGGCGACUGCCCCGUGGACCUGACGCUGGAGAACUCUGAGGUCUGGUUCGCCCUGCAGCUGAACCGCAAGAUCCGGCAGGGCAUCCUCAACCGGGCACUGCGGACCGAGCGCAUCAUCAGCAGGGAUGUGGCCCGCGGCUACGAGAAUGUGCCCAUCCCCUGCGUCAACUCGGUGGAUGAUGAGCCCUGUCCUGACGACUAUAAAUACAUCUCGGAGAACUGUGAGACCUCCACCAUGAACAUCGACCGCAACAUCACGCACCUGCAGCAAUGGUAUCUGCCAGGGACGAUUGUCCUUCAGCAAUGCUGUGUGGCCAUACUCAGCAUCCGCUGCUGGAACGAGUUCGUCCAGAGCGGAUCAAGUGAUCGCCAGGGAGUGGGCAUCACCCCCAUUCCUGAGGUCCAGAUGGCGAGUAGUACUGCACUCGACGCCGUUAUAGCAACGUGGCACGGUUCAUCAACCUCACCUUGUGCGACCGCCCACAUCAUCCAGUGCGUUGUGUUCAUGCUGCCAGACCUGCUUUACCCCGCAUUGCCUUUUCAGCAGCCGCGCGACAUCCGCGCUGGCGAGGAGCUGGGGUUCGACUACGGCGACCGGUUCUGGGACAUCAAGAGCAAAUACUUCACGUGCCAGUGCGGGGCGGAGAAGUGCAAACACUCGGCCGAGGCCAUCGCGCUGGAGCAGAGCCGCCUGGCCCGCCUCGAGGCGCACCCCGAGCUGCUGCCCGACGUGGGGGGGCUGCCCCUGCUGGGCCCCUGAGCCCCCCGAUUCCUGCCCUUGAGCCCCCCAGGGACACUCCCCACUUCCUGCCCCUGCUGGGCCCCCGAGCCCCCCAGGGACCCCGAUUCCUGCUCCUGAGCCACCUGGGGGAUACUCCUCACCCUGCCCCUGCUGGGCCCCUGAGCCCCCUGGCAGAGCCCCCUACACUGUUGGGUCCCGGAAACCCCUAGUCGACCCCACCGGCCACACUGGGCCCCUGAGCCCCAUUCCUGGGGCUCCCCCAGGGCUCAGCCGCCAGCGACCCCUUGCUGGGAACAGUAGCGCUGCAGGAACCGCGGGGACGCCCCCGGCUCGGGCCCUUUUUAACUGUAACGUCCUGGGGGGCUGAACCCAAUAAACGCCGGCGCCACCGGGACCACGG
Messenger RNA from Chelonoidis abingdonii (Abingdon island giant tortoise), 3555 nucleotides. Lineage: Eukaryota; Metazoa; Chordata; Testudines; Testudinidae. The record is from RefSeq and is a predicted model, not a curated record.